AUGCAACUCCGCCGGCCCUCCGCCUUCUCCGCCGCGGCGGCGGCGGUGCUCUUAUCCCUCUCUCUUUCUGUCCUCCUCCCCUCCACCGCCUACGCCCAAAACAUCACCCACAUCCUCGCCGGCCACCCAAGUUUAUCCCUCUUCAAUAAAUAUCUCACCAAAACCCACCUCGCCGCCGAGAUCAACGGCAGACAAACAAUCACCGUCUGCGCCGUCGACGACGCCGCCAUGAAUCUCCUGCUCUCCAACUCUCCCGCCCUUCCCACCAUAAAAAACGUGCUCUACUUCCACGUCCUCCUCGACUACUUCGACCCCAAGAAGCUCCACCAGCUCUCCGACGGCUCCGCCAACAUCACCACCCUAUUCCAGACCACCGGCUCCGCCACCGAAUCCUCCGGCUUCGUCAACAUCGCCGACCUCACCGGCGGCAAGGUCCGCUUCUCGCCCCUCGACUCUCCCAACAUCUCUGCCACUUUCGUCAAAAACAUUCAGUCCAUUCCGUACAACCUCUCCGUCAUCCAGAUCUCGUCCCUCAUCGCUUCCCCCGAGGCCGAGGCGCCGUCGCCGGCGCCGGCGCCGCUGAAUCUCACGGCCCUCAUGUCGGCCACCGACUGCAAGAUCUUCGCCGAGACGCUGCGGGAUAAUCCGCAGGCUCAGCAGACGUUCGACGACAAUGUUCAGGGCGGAUUAACGGUUUUCUGCCCCAGCGACGACGCGAUGAAGAAAUUCUUGCCGGAAUAUAAUAAGAAUCUGAGCACACACGAUAAGCAAUCUGUACUCGAGUACCACGGGAUUCCGGUCUACGAAUCGCUCGCGGGAUUGAAAUCGGGCAACGGAGUAUUCAACACAUUGGCCACUGACGGCGCGAAAAAAUACAAUUUCACGGUGCAGAACGACGGCAGCACUGUGACCGUCAAGACGGGUGUCGUGACGGCCAAGAUUGUUACUUCGCUGCUCGACGAGCAGCAGCUGGCAAUUUAUAAGCUGGAUAAGGUACUGCUGCCCAAGGAGCUGUUCAAAUCGGAUCUGUCUCCGGCGCCGGCGCCGGCUCCGGGUCCCGAAGCCGAUGCAGAGUCUCCGAAGCCGUCGAGGAAUCACAAGUCGCCUCCGGCGCCGGCUGCUCCGGCCGAUUCCCCGUCGGACUCCCCGGCGGAUGCGCCAGACGGUGAUCCGGCGGAUCAGACUGAUGAUAACGGCGGGGAGAGGUUUAGCGGUGGGAGAUUUGGUGCUGUCAUUCUCAGUCUCUGCCUUUUGACCGGUGUCGUGACGGCCAAGAUUAUUACUUCGUUGGUCAACGAGCAGCAGCUGGCAAUUUAUAAACUCGACAAGGUGCUGCUGCCCAAGGAGCUGUUCAAAUCGGAUCUGGCUCCGGCGCCGGCGCCGUCCAGGAAUCACAAGUCGCCUCCGGCACCGGCUGCUCCGUCCGAUUCCCCGGCGGAUGCGCCAGACGGUGAUCUGGCGGAUCAGACUGCGGACGAUAGCGGCGGGGAGAGGUUUAGCGGUGGGAGAUUUGGUGCUGUCAUUCUCUGCCUUUUGGUUUUUCAAUUACAGCUGUGA
Messenger RNA from Striga asiatica, 1557 nucleotides. The record is from the annotation of a GenBank genome assembly. NCBI's taxonomy places the organism in Eukaryota, Viridiplantae, Streptophyta, Magnoliopsida, Lamiales, Orobanchaceae.